Populus trichocarpa (black cottonwood) is the source of this 3972-nucleotide messenger RNA. RefSeq names its product zinc finger protein BRUTUS. Gene Ontology annotation, cellular component: nucleus. Gene Ontology annotation, molecular function: ubiquitin protein ligase activity; zinc ion binding. Gene Ontology annotation, biological process: ubiquitin-dependent protein catabolic process; protein ubiquitination. Lineage: Eukaryota; Viridiplantae; Streptophyta; Magnoliopsida; Malpighiales; Salicaceae. The record is from RefSeq and is a predicted model, not a curated record. The transcript is spliced from 11 exons. The coding region runs from base 139 to 3369 and encodes 1076 amino acids.
AUCAGCCAUAUCUCCAGUUCUCCACGAACAAAACAGACACAGAGAAAAAAAAACAAAGCAAAACUAACUGCCAAACAAAGAUUUAAAAUAUUAUUUAAUUUAUUUUUUUUCUGUGAGUGGAGAGAGUGAUUUUCGAAAAUGGCGACGUCGUUACCGGAAAUACAGCAGUGUGGAGAGGGAGUAGUUUUGUCAAAAUCGGCGAAGAGAGUGGAUUCGAAAGGUGGUUUAGAAAGCGAAGAAGAAGACACGAAAUCGCCGAUUUUGAUAUUUUUGUACUUUCAUAAGGCGAUUCGGAAUGAGCUUGACACGCUUCACCUAUUAACCCUGGCUUUUGCUACCGGUCAUCAGACUGUGGAGAUUAAACCGCUCUUUCAACGUUACCGGUUUCUCCGCUUGGUUUAUAAGUAUCACUCUAAUGCUGAAGAUGAGGUCAUCUUUCCAGCUCUUGAUAAUCGUGUGAAGAAUGUGGCAAACUCGUAUUCAUUAGAACACAAGGGUGAAAGCAAUCUUUUCGAUCAAUUAUUUGAGCUUCUAAAUUCUUACACUCAAAAUGAUGAAAGUUUUCCACGUGAGUUAGCAUCCUGUACCGGAGUGCUUCAGACAUCACUUAGUCAGCAUAUGGCCAAGGAAGAGCAGCAGGUUUUUCCCUUGCUUAUUGAGAAGUUCUCAGUCGAAGAGCAGGCAUCUCUAGUCUGGCAGUUUAUAUGCAGCAUUCCUGUUAACAUGUUGGCUGAGUUUCUGCCUUGGCUUUCAUCCUCUAUUUCACCAGUUGAAUACCAAGACAUGCUCAAGUGCCUAAGCAUGAUAAUUCCAAAGGAAAAGCUUCUGCAACAGGUUAUUUUCACCUGGAUGGAAGGGAAGAAGAGCACAGAUGCAGUUGAAAGUUAUGUAGAUAAUCAUGAGGUUUUAAGCCAGAAGGAUUCUCCUACAAGCAUGUUAAUUUUGGAACUGGAUAAAGAAAAAUGUACCUGUAAGAAAUCCAAGACUGGGAAAAGGAAAUAUUUGGAGCCAAGUAAUGAGGAUUCUGAUACCAUGGAAACACAUCCAAUAGAUGAAAUUCUUCUUUGGCAUAAUGCUAUUAAGAGGGAGUUAAAUGAAAUAGCUGACGAGGCUAAGAAGAUACAAAGCUCUGGAGAUUUUACUAAUUUAUCAGCAUUUGAUGAGCGGCUGCAAUUCAUUGCUGAAGUUUGCAUCUUCCACAGUAUUGCUGAGGACAAAGUCAUAUUUCCUGCUGUAGGUGGAGAAUUUUCAUUCUCAAAAGAGCAUGCAGAAGAAGAAACUCAAUUUAACGAGUUCAGAUGUUUAAUUGAAAGCAUUCAAAGUGCAGGUGCAAGCUCUAACUCUGUAGCUGAUUUUUAUGCAAAGCUAUGCUCGCAUGCUGAUCAAAUAAUAGAAACUAUACAAAGGCACUUCCACAAUGAGGAAAUUCAGGUUCUCCCACUUGCCCGUCAGCACUUUAGCUUCAGAAAACAGAAGGAACUUUUAUACCAGAGCUUGUGCAUGAUGCCUUUGAAAGUGAUUGAGCGUGUCUUGCCAUGGCUGGUGGGGUUGUUAACAGAACACGAGGCCAGGAAUUUCCUAAAAAAUAUGCAAUCAGCAGCUCCAGCAGUAGACACAGCUCUUGUAACUCUUUUUACUGGUUGGGCAUGCAAGGGUCGUAGCCAAGGUGUGUGUUUGUCUUCAAGUGUAAUUCAUUGCUGUCCUGCUGAUAUUGAGGAAAAAAUUGUUCCAUCAUGCUGUGCGCGUUUGUGUGCGUUUUGUUCAAAGGAUAGUCCUGUGUCAAUCAGUGAAGGUAUCAAAAGGCCACAAAAAAGAAACAUCUCAGGAUCUUGCAAAAAUAGCAAUGUCUGCAACCCCAUAGAGACUCCGGAUGCCCAUGAACCAUCUUGUUCUGAUCGGUCUUGUUGUGUCCCAGGUUUGGGAGUAAACAGCAAAAAUCUGGGAUUGACUUCUCUUUCCACAACCAAGUCUUUGCGAUCAUUAUCUGUCAAAUCCUCUGCUCCAGCCCUUAACUCCAGUCUUUUUGUCUGGGAAUCAGAUAUGGUCUCUUCUGAUUUGGGGUAUACAGAACGACCGAUAGAUACUAUUUUUAAAUUUCAUAAAGCCAUAAGCAAAGACUUGGAGUAUCUUGAUGUUGAAUCUGGAAACCUCAGUGAUUGCGAUGAGGCAUUUCUUCAGCAGUUCAUUGGAAGAUUCCGUCUAUUAUGGGGCUUAUACAGAGCUCAUAGCAAUGCUGAGGAUGAAAUUGUUUUUCCAGCGUUAGAGUCUAAAGAGGCACUUCAUAAUGUUAGCCAUUCUUAUACACUAGACCAUAAGCAGGAGGAAGAAUUAUUUGAAGACAUUUCAUUUGUCCUUUCUGAGCUUUCACACCUUCAUGAAAAUUUGCAAAAGUUUCAAGUGAUGGAGGACCCAACAGGAAGUACUCUGGAGCAUUCUAUUGGCCAUCUCGAUGAUUAUAUGGGAAAGUACAAUGAGCUAGCCACUAAGAUUCAAUGGAUGUGCAAAUCUAUAAGAGUUACUUUAGAUCAACAUAUUAAUAGAGAAGAACUUGAGUUGUGGCCAUUGUUUGACAGGCAUUUUUCAAUUCAGGAGCAAGACAGGUUAGUUGGUCGCAUAAUUGGGACGACGGGGGCUGAAGUACUGCAAUCUAUGUUGCCUUGGGUUACUUCUGCCCUGACUCAAGAUGAACAAAAUAAAAUGAUGGACACAUGGAAACAGGCAACAAGAAACACAAUGUUUAAUGAGUGGCUUAAUGAAUGCUGGAAAGAAACUUCAGCAUCACUUGUGCAGACUGAACCAUCAGGAGAUACAAUUUAUAAAGAAGGCAGAGAGUUUCAAGAAAGUUUAGACCAAAGUGAUCUGUUUAAGCCUGGGUGGAAAGAUAUCUUCCGCAUGAAUCAAAAUGAGCUUGAAUCUGAGAUUAGAAAGGUUUAUAGGGACUCGACUCUUGAUCCUAGGAGAAAAUCAUAUCUUGUUCAAAAUCUUCUAACAAGCCGCUGGAUAGCUGCUCAGCAAAAGUCACCUCAAGAAACUGCAGGGGAAAAUUCUACUGCUGCUGAUGUAAUGGGAUGCUUCCCAACAUUUCGAGACCCUGAAAAACAAGUAUAUGGGUGUGAACACUACAAGAGAAGCUGUAAACUUCGGGCUUCUUGUUGUGGUAAGCUGUUUGCUUGCAGAUUUUGCCAUGACAAAGUUAGUGAUCACACUAUGGACAGAAAAGCAACAUUGGAAAUGAUGUGCAUGCGCUGCCUGAAGGUCCAACCAGUAGGGCAAAUCUGUGCAACACCAACAUGCAAUGGUCUUUCAAUGGCGAAAUAUUAUUGCAACAUAUGCAAGUUUUUUGAUGAUGAAAGGUGCCACAAACCAUAAAUUUUGCACUUUGUGCAUCAGUGUUGGCGCUGACAUGCUUUACUUGCUGGGCAUCACAUGCUAAAGCCAUCCAUUUCUCCUGACAGGCCAAAUUGAAUAAGAAAUUAAUAAUCAUACUGUGAUAAGAAGUCAGAUUAGGGAGGAUCGGUGUACCAUUCCUUGAAGGAAUUGAAAUGACAUUUCAAGAAGUCUAGGGACAGAGAACUGGUAUUGCCUAGUCUAACUGGAAAAAUUAGAAAAAAAAUAAAAAACUUGCAAUAUGAUUUUGAUGUAAUCAUGAAGCUCAUUCCUCAUGACUAGUCGUGUUCACUAAAUUUAGAAAUACAUAUGGGGAAACUGUGUGAUAUCAAAUAUUGAUGGACAUAACAUAUUUGCAUAGCUCAAAAGUAGGUUCUAUUUCCUCUGAAAGUCUUGAAUAUUUACAAUGGCAUUUCAAGUUGAUAUAAGCAACUCCUUACUCUGUAGAAUUUCUUGAAAACUAAAAUUGAGCUGGUUAGUUUGCUUUUGAAUGACAACCAUCUUAUUAUUGAACAUUUCUAUGUUAGCUUUUGUUUCUAUUAUGGUUUUGUUAGUCAUUUUACUUGUGUCAUGAAUGUAUUUCCA